CUGAGGUCUCUGGCAGCCGAUCGGCUCGACCGAUCAUCCGCCACGUGUCUUACCUUCGCCCCUUUCCUCCUUCCCCAUCUUCGCCCCCAUCGAGAUCCUCCUCCGCGGCGGAGGAAGACGACGAUUGCUUAUCGCCUGCCUCUCUGUCUCCUUCUCGUUCUCUCUCUACCUCCUCCCCGUCACCAUCGCCAUGAGCUUUGCAACGGAACAAGUGAUCGGUGCGCGGUUACUUACUCCUCGGGGACGAAUCAGUGUCAUCCGACAGGUGCAGCGGCCUCAUCUCUGCUCUGAUCUCCUACGGUUCGCAGCCUUCUUCAGCACGGCGGCAAUCUACGUGGCGGCGGAGAUCCGAUUCACGGAAGAAGCAACGGCGAGCGUUCUAGCCGAAAUCUCGACCUUUCGACAACUAUCCCCUCGCAGGAUUAGCCACAUCACCGUCGUCAUCAUCUUUACAGGGGACAUCACGGCGAUCCUUCCAGCGAUCCACUCCGACAUCUAUCGGACGUUGCGCGUCUGGGCCGGGGAGUCUGCGCGAGCCCCCACUCUCUCCUAUCGUAUUAAGGAGAACAGCGCGUUGCUAUUGAGCGAAGAGAAGUGGGACGCGUGGUGGGAGGAUUACAUCGAGCUCGCUUUCUGUUUGUUGGAGAUAGAGUUCCGCCGGGCCGAAGCGGCACCAUUUGGAGAGGGACCAGAGCACCCGGAGGACAGCGUGGAGCUUAUGAUCAUCCAGGCCUGGAGGACGGCGGAGGAAGGCGAUCUGCUGGGGUUCGUAUUCGGAAAAGUGGAAGAGGGCAAUCUCACCCUGAUUACGGACGAGUUGCUGAUAUUUUUGACCCAGCUGGUGGACGAUCUGCCCCUGGACAUUUUGUCGCGUUGUGACGAGCGGCCCGGCACCCACGUGCUGUCUCGAACGCUCGAGCCACACCUUGUGUGGUCCACGUGCACGGAGAUUGACGAAGACAACUGCCUCUACCCCUCCCAAGCGCUUUAUUUGGAGAUCGACGUCACCGAUCUCACGUUCUGGGACCCGAUUGCGCGAAGAAACGUGGCGCAAGACGAGGAAGAAGAAGAAGAGGAGCAGGGAGAGGGGCUAUCGAGUGAGGAACGGGACGAUCCUAACUACGUCCCAGAAAGAGAAACAGGGACAACCAAUGGAUUGAGCCAGCAGCGUGGAAAGAACGAGGAGGAAGAACGGAGGAAGCGGAAGCGCUAGGAAACCGCGGAGGUAAAGCGACUCGCGACGGACAUUCCUCCUAUUGAUCCAUCGAUAAGGGAUCCGUGGCGUGAUCCGGAGCCACCGGAAGA
Molecule: messenger RNA, 1305 nt
Organism: Chara braunii
Lineage: Eukaryota; Viridiplantae; Streptophyta; Charophyceae; Charales; Characeae
Source: the annotation of a GenBank genome assembly